UCAGCCGCCUGCCAGUACUUUGCCAGUAUCUGUAUCUUUCGCGCGCGCGUGGUGAACGGUUGUUUCUCGGCUCCUCGUCGGCGGAAUUGCAGUUUCUGCGAUUGACGACUUGUGCGACUCUCCACCAGCGUAUUCUCGAGUUUUAGUUCAUCGUUUUGUUGAUUGUUGGUGGUGCCAACCACGCUGGACUCGGGAACUAGAACGCUUUAUUGUCCCUCAGCCUGAAGAACAAACUUAUUUGUGUUUUGCGAGGACGGGCGGACGUACCUCGGCGUCGAAAGCGGAAAAAGCGCUAAAGCGAAAUAGCGAAAAAGUGCGAGUACAAAAAGCGCAGAGAGCCAGCAACAACUUGUUUUUUUUUUUUCGUCCAACCAGCGUUGUUGCGACAACAACAAAAAGGAAUAUAAUUAACCAAAAAAAACCAACAACGAGAGAGAAAAGCAGCCACCAAAUAUAUAACAACAAAUGCAUAAAAUAGUUUUGUUUUUUUGCCUCACUGCAAAAAUGCAGUCAGCGUUUGUUUGUCUCCUUAAAUGAACCCAAGCCCACUGUGAAAAACGAUAACCGGCAGAAAGCAGAGAAGGAUUAUCGAUAACCAGAGGAUAUCAGAGAGAGCGAGAGCGAGAGAGAUAGCGCAUUCCAGAGCCAAAGAGCGAGCGAGAGCGAUGGCCAGCGAGGAUGUGCAGAUUACCAGCGUCAUCGAUGCAAACGGCCAGAACUUGCCGCUCCACGGCAACAGCUUGGGCGGAUCACUGGGUCCGCCCGUCAAACAGGAGCGUCCCGAUGACGCCGAGAUCCGCGAACUGGCCGCCAAGAUGAAGGAGCAACAGAAGCAACAGGCCGCCCAGCAGGCAUCCCGUCAGGCGGCCAUGCAGCACUCGAAUGGCGGCGGCGGUGGCGGCUCCUCUGCCACAUCCGGCGGCAACAUGCAACCGCCGAUCACCAACGGCAACGGGCAGACGAACAUCAUGAGCUACCUGUCGCGGCAUCAGAAGCUACCCAACGGCACCAUGCAGGUGGUGCCCGCCUUGGCCGCCAACGGCCGCUCCAACGGGGCCAUCAGCGACUCCGCCGGCUCGGACAAGAAGUCCUCCUCAUCGGCGGGCCCCUGCGACGAGGAGUCGAUCAACGGCCACUUUGGCUGGGCCCAGUUCGGCAAGGUGUCCAUCCCGUACAUCUUCAGGCAGUCGGAGAAGUACUGCUCCGUCCGCAUGAUCGAGCUGAAGCUGCUGGGCAAGUACCUCAACUGCCUGCACCCCGACAUCUACUCCAGCUGCACCUGCGUGCGCAGCUACUACAUCACCGAUGCCGAGGCCCGCCUCUUCAUCGAGAUCAACCACAAGCACUGUGACAGCGAGUUCGGCCGCGACAUCUUCAAUCAAAAGGAUCUGGUGGUGCGGCUCAGCGAUGCCUCCAAGUUCUAUCAGUUCCUCGACAUUUGCUACCGCAAACUGGUCUCCGGCAGCAAGACGCCUUCGGAGAAGUGCGGCUUCAUUCGCAUCAACAAGGAGUCCGUGGUGCCCUACACUGUGCGCAAUAACCAGCAGGUGGUGCCGCUCUUCUACUUCGAGGGCGAGACGGAGAAUCUGAAGACCAAGGCGGAGCUGCUCAACGGCUGGGAUCUGGCCUACCUGAAGUUCUGCUGCAAGGUGCAGGGCAUUCGCAACGAGCUCUUCUCCAGCGAGAACGUGGCCGUCAUCUCGCUGACCGACAUCAAGAGCUACUUCCCCAAUGGCACCGAGUUCGAGGACUACUGGCCCAGCAAGGUGGUCGACUCGAAUCUGCUGAUCGGCAACAGGGCCAAUGUCAAUAACUCGGUGAACUGGACGCGCCAGCCCUCGGCGCCGCCGCCCAAGGUGACGACAUCGGGCUCGGGAUCGUCGAGCGGCGGAGGAGGAUCCUCCUCCUCCGGCGGUGGCGGUGGCCUGGGCCAGAACUCCUCCACGUCCUCGUCCUCGAAUUCGGCGGGUGGCGGCGGCGGUGGUCAACAGGUCACCUCCAAGUCGCAGCAGCAGCAGCAACAUGCCUCGGCAGCAGCAGCGGCAGCGGCCUCGGCGCAACAGCAGCACCUGAUGAAGCAACGCGCCGCCGCAGCAGCUGCCGCCGCCGGCGCCAAUGGGGUGGCCAAUGCGGCCAACAGUUUUGGGGCCGCCGCGGUGGCGGCCUUCAAUUCCCAGGCGGCGGCGGCGGCCUCGAUGCUCCAACAGUCGCAGGGCAACAACAGAAUGCUCUCCCAGGCCACCGUGCAGGCGCUGGCCAGCAGCGGCUGGAUGUCCGGCCAGAGCAACCUGCAGCUCCACGCCCAGAUGAUGGCCCAGCAAACGCACGCGUCCGCAAACCGCGUGGGAAGCUAUCGGGAGCACAUGAACAACCUGAUGAUGAGCGGCGGCAGCCGGCAGCCGUAUUCCUACAACAAUCCCGCGAUCUCCAUGUCCUCGGUGAACAACCACAGCGGGGGUGGCGGAAACGCCCCGCCGCCCCUCGUUCGCUCGGCGGCGGGCCAGAAUGGCAACCACAUGUCAAAUGUCGAGCAGUCGCUGGUGCAACAACAGCAACAGACACAACAACAACCGCAACAACAACGACACCAGAACAGCACAUUUAACAACAACAACAACAGCAACAACAACCAUGCACCACAGCAACACUCUUCACCAAACAACCAGAACAAUAACAGCCACCACCAUCAUCACCAUCAGCAGCAGCCACAUGCCCUGGCCAAAGGCCACGGCAGCACCAGCAACAGCAGCAACAGCAGCAACAUGAGGGGCAACAGCAGCAGCAACAACGCAAGCAGCAACAACUCCAACUCGGCGGCCGCUGUGGCCGCUGCUGCUGCUGCGGCUGGCUAUGUGCAGGCUCUUCUGGGCGGCGGAGGCUCUGCCGGUGGCACAGGGGGCGUGGCCGGUGGCGCUGGCGCCAGCAGCAACAAUGCCUUCAACUACAACCUGCCCUCGACGCGAGCGGACUACACGAAUCUCGCCCUGUGGAAUCAACUGACACCCGCCCAGCGUUUGCUCUUCAGUCAGCAGUUGAAAGGUGCCAGUACGGGCUCUGCCGUUGGUAAUGCCAGCAAUCCCAGUUCCAUUCAUCAUGCCAGCGGAAAGCAGAACUUUCCAGCCCUACCCUCCUUGCCACUGGACACCGAUCUGAUAACCAUGCUGGACUAUAAUAAUCCCAAUAAGGCGAACAAAAGCCAGAAGAGCGGUGGUGUUACGUUUACCAAACCCAUAGUGCCACCAUUGAUACCAGACGGUUCGGGUGCCGAGAUAACUCUCACCAAGAGCAGCAGAAGAGGAGGAGCAGGAGGUGGUGGCGCAGGAGCCGCUGAUGGAGGUGGAGGAGUGGCCAGCACUGGCAGUGGCACUACCAUACCGCUGAACUCCACUCAGGCUCUCGAGGAUUUCGAAAAGAAGUGCACCGUGAUGUCGGACGAGAUGCGGGCUGUCAUCCAAAAGGUUCUCGCCAAUCCGGAUCUCUCGACCUUCAUACAGACCAAUUCCAGUGGCAACAAUAGUGCGAGCAAUCAAAGUCACCUGGUGCCUUCGUACAUAUCGCCGCCGAUGUCGCCCUCGGUGGUGGGUGGCCUGAACAUGGGCAUGGCCAUGGGCAAUGUGGCCACCCUGACACUGGCCUCCAAUCCGAAUGUGACGAUAACGCCACAGCUGCCGGGGCACUUUCUGCAUUCGCCGUCGAGUUCGUGCUCCAGUUCGAGUGCCUCGAACACGGCGCCAUCUCCGCUGAGCAGUGGCGGCGGAGGAGGCGGCGGCGGCGCCGGAGGGGGGUCGGCAAGUGGGGCGGGUGGGGCAUCCGGCGGGGCAAGUGGUCGGCAAAAGAGCGUCAUUUGCUCGACCAAAAGCAAUAACCUACCCAUGGCCAUACUUUCGCUAGCUAGCAGUAAUAAUGCAUUGGGGGUUAGUUCAAAUUCAGGCGGACGACGGAACAAUAAUAACAAUAAUCAUAAUAGCAAUUACGGUCGUCAGACACACAGCCAAACUAGCAAUACACAAACCACCCAACAACAACAACAACAACAACAACCCACACCCACUGACGUAAUCGAUCUGUCCUCCUCCCGAAGGUCACUCGCUGCAUCGGCGGCCUAUUUGCAGCAGCACUCGUCAGCGGUCGCCCAGCAGCAGCAGCAGGUGGCAGCGGCAGCGGUGGCCCAGCAUCAACGUUUGGCCGCCGCCGCCGCCCAUCAUGCGCAGCAUGCCCAGCAGAAUGGACGCAGUUCCUCGAGCUCUGGCGGCAAUUCCGGCAGCUCCGCGAAUUCUUCAGGCAACAACAAUGGCACGAGUAACUCGGGCUCCUCCGGCAAUGGCUCAAACGGGAACGGUAGUGCCUCAUCCAAUAGCGCCUCCAUGCACCUGCAACGUCAUGCGGCACUGGUGGCGGCGGCCAGUGCGGCGGACAGUGCCCAGCGCCUGUGCGUCAUACCCGAAAUACCCACCAACAACAUGAACCUGACGCCCUACAAGGUGCAGAAGGUGUGCGUCGACAAGCACCUGGUGCCCUGCAUCAACAUGAAGGCCUACAACGACUCCGAGCAGCUGAUGACCCUCAUCGAGUUCCAGAAGAACUUCUUCCCCUCCGUGCCGCUGGAUCACUGCAAGCGGCUGAUCGAGGCCCUCGGCGUGGAGCUCUACAAGGCGAAUCGGCGACAGGUGCAAAUCCUGAUGGAGUACGACCGCAACUACAACGAGAACAUGCCGCUGGUGCAGGUGCGCGACAUCAUCAAGUACAUGACGCAGCUGACCUUCAUGACGCGCCAGCCGGAGCAGCCGCCGGCCAAGAGGACGCGCACGAGCUAGGAAUUAAGCUGGGGAGCACAACAUUUGCCACCAACAACAACCACAACAAAAACAACAGCAGCAGCAGCAAUAUCGACAACCAACACACCAAAAACACCACCAUCCAGCACAACAACAGUCACAACAAGUAACAACAGUGCAGCCACAGUUCACACAAGAUCAACAGCAACAUCAUCAGCAGCAGCAGCAGCGGCAGCACCUUUGGUGGCAGGCACUUCGUUAAGGAGACGAGCCCUCACACCGCCAGCGAAUGUGAGCGGUGGUGAAGCUCUGACCAGGCGGAGGGCACUAGCACCACCGCCAGCUCCACCAGUUCCUGCCACACCGCCGGGCACAGGAAGCCGAGGAUCGCCUGCAACAUCAGCAACACCAGCACACACCACCAGCAACACAUACGAAAUGUUGUACUCCCACAACCCACACCCGCACCACCCAGCCGCCCAGCACCACCACACAGCACAGCAGCACCACCAACACCAUCAGCAGCAGCAUGAGCAGCAGCGACUGCUGAAGAAGCGGCAGCAUGCAGAGCAGUCGGCCGCAAAAAAUCCCCGAACUGCUGCUGCGGCUGCUCAAAAGAUGGCCGAGGCGGAGCAUGCGUACUUAUCCAAUUUAUAUGGCAAGGCGGCGGCCAGCAUGCUGAGUCCACCGCUGGGCAAUGUCCUGCCCGAAUGGGAGCAGCAGAGGCAGCGAAGGACGCAGGCGGCGGCAGCAGCAGCAGCAGCAGCAGCAGCAGCAGCAGCAGUAGCACCGCCCCAGCAGCAACAGCAGGCGGCGGUGGCGCCACCCCAGCGACAUAUAAUGCAUCGCAGGCACAGCGUGUGUGCCGCUGGACUAGCCAGCCUGUCGCCCGCCUCCUCGACGCACUCCUCAUCGACGGCGUCGCCCACGGCGGCGGCAGCGGCCCUGGCCGCAGCAUCCUACUACGGCAGUGCAGCUGCAGCAGCGGCGGCGGCAUUUACGGCACCAUAUCAACACCAUCAUCAUCAUCACGCUGCAGCGGCAGCGGCGGCCCACCAUCAUGCGGCAGCAGCAGCAGCGGCAGCGGCGGCAGCUGCGGCGGCCCAUCACACACACGGCCAGCCAUCGCCCACCAUCUAUCCGCCCACGCCGCCGCCUUCGGCGCCCUGGGUGCAUCCUUGGUACGCCGGCGAUGCCGCCUUCUGAGCAAGAGAUCGUAGAUAGAGUAUAGAUCGUAGACAGAUCCAGAUACAGAUCCCAAGGGGCAAGCAACUCAAGCCCCACACUGUACAUUCGAGUUUCUAGUUUGUUAAGCUAUUUAUUAAAACGACAAAGAGUAAAACAGUAAACAAAAAACAAAAACCUAGAGAGAAAGUUAGAGAGAGAGGGUGCCCCCAAACAUUUUUUUUGCGUGCGUGUUCUGGAGGAGAUUAGGUUGUAAGUAGGCUAACUAAAACAAUUUCUGGGCAUUAUAUGUCAACUAACCAAUAAUCGAGGGAAACCUUAUCGAUGAUAUAUGGACUAGAGCUGCUGGGAUUUCGUUUGGUCAAACAACAAGAACAACAAAAGCAACAGCAAAACAACAAACAAACAUUUUUAACUGAGAACUCAAAGAACUGAUUACAUAUUAUUAUCGAAACACACACAGAGAGAACAACUCGUUUUCGUUUUCGUUUUUGAUUCGUUCGGAAUACUUAUUUUUCGUGGUUCAAAAGUCUUUUUCUAGAAAUAUUUACAUAAAUUAACAGAUAUAUGCUAUACAUGUGUAUUAUAUAGGUAAAGAGAGCCAAUAAACUCGUCAUAUUGUAAGCAAGAAAUGAAAUUUCUUGCGUUUCAAAACUAUGCAAAAUACAAAACUAACAUAGAAACUAAAAAUGCGAACUAAGCGAAAGCAACUAUUCAAAAAGUGAGUCAAAUUUUGUAAGCUAGAAGAAGAACAGAUCGCUAGAUCGUGAGAAAUUCCAUUUAAUAUCCAUUAACGUCUUAUCAUUGUCAAGCAUUAUCAUCAAAAGUUUCCCAAUCGAGCAGCAAAGCGUAAAUCCUAAGCAACUGUAUGAUUUAACAAUUUCCAAAUCUUACAAAUAACAUAAAAAGCUACAACUACAAAUUAAAAAGGCAAAACACAACAACGCAAAAUGAUAAGUUGAGAAGGAAACACACAAACAAGAACCAGAAAACUAUGUUGAAAACAUACAAAAAAAAAAACUUUAAAUUUAAAUACAAAAAAAGGAAAGAGAACUUAUGUUAUAUACAGUGUAUGUAUAUCGAAAUAUAUAUGUAUGUGUAUGAAAUACUUGAAUAUCCGUUUUAUGGAUUUAAGCAUAUUUUUUUUUUUAAAUAAUCAUAGUAAUUUUUUUUGUAUUGGCAAAACAUAAGGAUAUUUAUUUAAUACUAUGUUGCUGAUGUUGCACUUAUAAUUUCCUUUUACCUUGCUCACGCCACUCAUUUUUAUACAUUUUAGUUCAGUGCUGUUAUUUAAUUAUCUUGGGCAAUUGUUUAAAGGAAUUUAAUUGUAAGUCACGGAAACACUCACACACACAGACAGAGAGAGAAAACUAAGUAAAGGUAUAUUUAAAACUUUAUUAUUGUUAGGUUUAAAAGCCGUCAAAGUAUUUAUCAAAGCGUGUUUUCAUUUUUGGCAGUGCAGCAAAAAACUAAAAGCAUAACGGAAAAUAAAGAAAUGAAGCAAAACUAAACAGAAUCAA
This is a messenger RNA of Drosophila biarmipes, 7480 nucleotides long. RefSeq lists its product as uncharacterized. The record is from RefSeq and is a predicted model, not a curated record. NCBI's taxonomy places the organism in Eukaryota, Metazoa, Arthropoda, Insecta, Diptera, Drosophilidae. The transcript has 5 exons.